Salvia miltiorrhiza (redroot sage) is the source of this 921-nucleotide messenger RNA. RefSeq names its product major allergen Pru ar 1-like. The record is from RefSeq and is a predicted model, not a curated record. The coding region runs from base 236 to 721 and encodes 161 amino acids. The transcript is spliced from 2 exons. Gene Ontology annotation, cellular component: cytoplasm; nucleus. Gene Ontology annotation, molecular function: protein phosphatase inhibitor activity; signaling receptor activity; abscisic acid binding. NCBI's taxonomy places the organism in Eukaryota, Viridiplantae, Streptophyta, Magnoliopsida, Lamiales, Lamiaceae. Gene Ontology annotation, biological process: abscisic acid-activated signaling pathway; defense response.
AUUCAAAAAUAAAGUAGGUAGUACUAAUACUUUUCACUGAAGUAUGUGCAAAGUUGGAACCAUAUUCUCUAGCAUUGCAACGAAGACUUUGAGCAAAAUAUAUUGAUAAAGACAUUUUCCUACACCUAUAAAUAAGUGGCCUCUUGUUUGAAAUCUUAAACACACAACUCAACUUGUCCUUUCUUUGCUACAAAUUAAUCUCUUCCUUAGUAUUAAUUGGAUCAAAGAUAUCAGCAUGGGUGUUGUGAAUUUCGAAUACGAAGUGGUGUCGACAGUCCCACCACACAGGUUGUUCAAGGCAUUCCUCCUCGACUCCGACAACCUCAUCCCCAAGGUCAUCCCCGGCGCCUUCAAAAGCUUCGAAACCCUACAGGGCGACGGCGGUGCUGGCACCAUCAAGUUGAUCACUUUUGGCGAAAGCAGUCCGUUCAAGUUUGCGAAGCACCGUGUGGAUGAAGUGGAUGAGGCCAAGUGCGUGUACAAGUACAGCGUGAUCGAAGGCGAUGCUUUGGGUGAGGAGCUCGAGUCUAUCUCGUACGUCGUGAAGGUCACCGCCGGCCCCGACGGCGGCUCCGUCUUGAAAACGAGCAGCUCGUACCACACCAAGACGGACAACCACAGCAUCACGGAGGAGAAGAUCAAGGAGGGCAAAGACAAGGCAAAGGCUGUUUUUCAUGCUGUCGAAGCUCACCUCCAUGCCAACCCCCAUGAAUACAACUAAAUAUAAUACCCCCAUUGGAAAUUUGAUGGAAAAUAAAUGUAUUUGAAGUUGUAUUUGUUUCAAUAUGCAUGUAAAAGGUAUGUGAGUUUAUUUUUAUUUGUAUGUUUUUGUUGCUUGGGGCAUUUUUGUCCUUUUGCAAUUGGAAUGUAUUCGGUUUGGUAAUAAGUUAGUAUAUACUAUGGUUACAAUGUUUUAGUCAA